AUGCCGAAAGCAAAGACAGCUCGAUCGAAGAGGGCGCGGCCGACGCCGUAUUCAAAACCUCUUGCGACAGCAUCGUCGUCAAUCCUCAAGGUUAGCCCAAAUGGUCAAAAGCCCUUUCCAUUCCUCGAUCUCCCACUCGAACUCAGAUUGAGCAUCUAUGCCUAUUUUCUCCACAUGACAACAUUUUAUCUCCCUUGCCUUCGCCUACCGCUGACAUCCGUACCACAUUGCCCUACACGAUCUCAGGCCGAGGUCGACGCAAUACAAGAUUCAGCCAGGGACGACGAAUCAAUAUCCAAAACUCGAAAGUCUUUGAAUUUGGUCUGUCUCCAGAUUACCGCCGAAUGGUCACCUUUAUUCUACGAAACAACCAACUCCAUUGUCCAUGCAUCCAAGAGAAAAUUAGGCUUUCGGCCGAAGCACAUGGUUUUUGAUCCAUACUGCAAUCCAUGGAACUUUGCCAACGACUUUCUUCGAGUAUUACACCCUUCAAAAUUGGUUAUGAUCAAGCGCAUUGCCUAUGACAUACGGCCAGGAAACCUUGACUCUUUCGAAGACUUCCCAAAACUCCUCACGAAGCAUAUAGAUCGAAUAUCGGCCCUUGAGCAGAUUACUCUCCACAGUUACACAUAUGGGUUGGUCGAUCAUGGCUUCCUCAGAUUUGGAUAUUUCCCCAUGGACGUAUGGCGGACAUCCCCAUGGCGGCACAGAUGGGAACACAUCGAACAACGCUUUCUCGGAAUUGGUAGGAAGAACCACACCGUUCACGCCAAAAAGAAUGGAGCAGGAGUAUUACAAGGCUGGAACGCGACCAGGAAGUUGACAGUCCACCUCGCAUCUCCUCGUGACAGGUACCUCACAGUUCGGGGAGUAGAUGUUGUUUUUAAGAAAGCUGGAGCAGCCACCACAGAAACUGAACUACCGACUAUCAUGCUGCUCUGGAAAGGCUUAGCAUGGGAAUGA
This is a messenger RNA of Exophiala aquamarina CBS 119918, 963 nucleotides long. RefSeq lists its product as uncharacterized. The transcript has a single exon. The record is from RefSeq and is a predicted model, not a curated record. The coding region runs from base 1 to 963 and encodes 320 amino acids. Lineage: Eukaryota; Fungi; Ascomycota; Eurotiomycetes; Chaetothyriales; Herpotrichiellaceae.